AUGAAGUAUGCCCCAUUGCCGCCCGUUUUCGAAUCCACAACGGUACCUCCGGCGGUUGUGGCCAACUCUCACCAAGGAUCAACAAUUUCGGAAGCUUCUCUUUUAUCCGUGUCAGGGGCGAAUGGAUUGCAUCUGGAGAGGGAUGAGGUCUCUUCGAUCCUUCCACCCGUGGGUAAUGUAGAUUCUCGGGGUCUUGGGUGUCGCGCCAGCGCUCACGUCUUAGCGCGGGGUAGUCUCGAGCGGGGUGGUAUUGGACCGGGCUCGAACAACGAACCCAACACAGGUUUCCCGUGCAUGCCACCACUUGAAAACCUAUGCAACGGCGCACGGAAUUCACAGUGCACAUCGGAGCCGACAAUAUCAGUGGAAGUUUCGGCUGAAGCUCUCAAAUUGAGUCCUAAUAGUGACAAGGAGCUUGUUAGAGAUAACCUCUCAACUACUAUGCACACAAGUUGUAGUAACCUCGAUAAUCCAACUUUUUCUAAUGUACUGCGAGGUGGCGAUUUUCAAACGGACCGAAAAGAUCUUAGGAAUGAUCAGGUUGUUGUUCUGUCAUUAGGCCCUAUCUUCCCAAUUGCCAACCUGCAUGGAACGUAA
This is a messenger RNA of Phytomonas sp. EM1, 597 nucleotides long. NCBI's taxonomy places the organism in Eukaryota, Euglenozoa, Kinetoplastea, Trypanosomatida, Trypanosomatidae. The record is from the annotation of a GenBank genome assembly.